Trypanosoma rangeli is the source of this 564-nucleotide messenger RNA. RefSeq lists its product as uncharacterized. Bases 1 to 564 code for a protein of 187 amino acids. Lineage: Eukaryota; Euglenozoa; Kinetoplastea; Trypanosomatida; Trypanosomatidae. The transcript has a single exon. The record is from RefSeq and is a predicted model, not a curated record.
AUGAAACUGCUGAAGUUUGUCAAUUGUGAUGCCCCAAAUGUCGCCCCCGAGAUGCUUCAACUAUCUGUAGAGGAACAGCGGGCUUGUGUCCUCUCCAAUGGGCAUAGCGGUAAUGGGUGUAGGGAGCAAGUGGCAAAGAGUUGGCGUCUCAUCAGCGCUGCUGCCUCGAUGGAAGGUGCAUAUUGGCUGCUGAAGGAUGAUAAUACGCCUAUAGGGCCGAUUGACAAGGUUCUGCUUGCCACGCGAGACGGUGCAAACGUGGAUUGCACCAAAAUCCCAGAUGGUGUUGAGGAGAGUCACGUCAAGGAAGUUGAUCUUCGCAGUAAGAUGGGCAAGCAACUUCAGCGCAGCCGACAAGAGUACGGCCAGACGUUUAAAACGGCGGCGAAGAACGCGGCACUAUUGAUGGAUGCAGACCGACUGCGCGUGGGUCGUGAGGAGAAGGCCCGGCGGGAGCUAAAACGCGUUGUGGAGGCAAUUGAGAACGGUGAGGAAGCUGUCCGUAAAACACGUGUAAAGAGAGAAGACAACAGCAAGAACAGUAGCGGCUCAAAGAAACGCUGA